AUGACUAGUGAAAUUUCACACAAUAUAACUCAAAAUUUAUUUAGAACCAGUUUAGAAAAAAGUAUAAAUAAUGAAGUCAUCGAGCUUUACGACUACUCUAAAUUCAGCAAUAUUCAAUAUAUUGGUUCAGGAACUUUUGGAAAAAAAUUAUAG
Molecule: messenger RNA, 153 nt
Organism: Dentiscutata erythropus
Lineage: Eukaryota; Fungi; Glomeromycota; Glomeromycetes; Diversisporales; Gigasporaceae
Source: the annotation of a GenBank genome assembly